Messenger RNA from Caenorhabditis sp. 36 PRJEB53466, 2540 nucleotides. NCBI's taxonomy places the organism in Eukaryota, Metazoa, Nematoda, Chromadorea, Rhabditida, Rhabditidae. The record is from the annotation of a GenBank genome assembly.
AUGGAUGUUGAUCUCAACGAUUUCGGGCAGCAAGUGAAACCAAUAGAUGGCGUCAAUCUAGGCUUCACGGUAUUUUUUACGAGCUAACAAACUAUUAAUUUAUGUUUUCAAGAGGGAGCUUAUCGAUAAAAUCCGCGACAAGAAGGAUACAAAUCCAGCAAUGUUCGUUUCUGCUUGGCAAGAUGAUGUUGAGGGAAUUGCCGAGAAAAAACCAGAAGAUUCAAUUGAAAAGUGAGUACCUUUGCACAUCUCGGCAAAGGCGCGCCACUUUUGCGCAAACUUUAAGGAUCCUCACAGAUUUUGCGCAAACUUUAAGGAUUUUCGCAGCUUUUGCGCAAACUCUAAGCGUCCUCGCAGCUUUUGCGCAAACUUUAAGCGUCCUCGCAGCUUUUGCGCAAACUUUAAGGCAUGUCGAAAUUGUUAUGGAAACUUUGCAUUUUCAGUACUGUUCGCUUUUUCCAGCUUGUUUUUAUGCGUUUUAUUUGUUUUUUGUUGCUUAUCAAAUUGAAACUACUUAUCUUUUUCCGUAUUUCCUCGGUUUGAGCGCAUUUCAAGCAAAAUUUCAGUCGGAUUUCGUUUAGAAGCGAGUGUUAUUGAAAAUUUGUAUGAAAUCACUUGAAUUCGAGCUACUUCACAAUUAUUUAAGAUGUUUGAACGAUUCACAUGCUCGUACUUUCGUACUAUAUCACAUUCUUUUCUGGUUUAGAUAGAACAUGAACCACUGUGAAGAGAAAAAUGGAUCCGGACGAAACUAUCGACUUCAGUCAAAAAGUGUCCAAGUCAUUUGUCUCGAAAGGAGACUCGGUGAGUUCCGUUCGAAUUCAGACUGUUAUAUGAUUACGUGAGAUAUGAUUCAGAAGAGAAGUGGAACCAGAGUUGAGCGGAAUCGAUUUUUUGAAAAGGCGGAAUUCAAUUUUUUUUUGGCGGAAGGCGAAAAGACGCGGCAUAGACACGGCCGUUACUCCUCCGAUUCAUGAAUCAAAAGAGUGUUUCAGUGAGUUAACAGAGAAUUUUAUAACUCGUAGAUGAGAAUUUCAGAUUUUGAGGAUGGUGUCUCCUACAUCGCCUGCAUUUUCACUUAUAACAACGUGUCUUUUUUCAGUUAUGAAAGUGACGAAAACUAUACAAUCACUGAUCUCUAAAUGGUACUUGUUUCUGGUUUUUAUACUAUCUCAAUAAAAUUGUUUUUUUUUCAUGCAGAAAUGAAGUGGAAAUAAACAGAACAUUUUUAAGCUGCAUUUGGGCAAACUUUGAAAACUGACAGCUUUUGCGCAGACUUUACGCAGCUUUUGCGCAACUAGCCAGCUGAAGCUGCGCUAUUAUAGGGGCACCGCACAGAAAUGGCGCUCUGUUGAGAAACUCCGUUUGCAGUGCAAAUUGAGCGACCUCGGGGCCGAGUUUGAAAGUUAGGCCACAUUUCUCAGGGAACUCGAUCGCAAUCUAAUUGGAAAACUUUGCAAUCUAAUACGAACUCGUUUGAAAUAGAAUUUGCUUCAGUUAGAUUGCAAAAUCUUCUAAUUAGAUUACAAUCACUGCAAUUUUUCUAAUUAGAUUGCAAUGUUUUCUAAUUAUAUUGCAAUUUUUUCUUAUUAGAUUGCAAUUCAGGAAAAAUAUAUUGUAAUCUAAUACGAUUUUACUGGAACUUCAAUUAAAUCUAAUUAGAUUACGAAAUAGAGUUUUUUCAUAUUAGAUUGCAAACUCUUCUAAUUAGAUUGCAAUCGAGUUUCCAGAGUUUUCAGUGGAAAAUAACUUCGCGGCCUAGAAAUUCGGCCAGAUUGCGAACAGCGCGCCCUUUCUGUCCGGUGCCCCUAUAAUAACUUUGCGCAAAAGUGGCGCGCCUUUGCCGAGAUAUCAGAUUAUAAUUUCUCUUCAGAUGGCUUACUGCCUCCGAAGAAGGCGAUUUAAAACUGGUUCAGUCCUUGUUUGAAGAAACACCUACUCUUCUAAAUGUAAGCAAUUUCUCGAGUUACGGGACCGUAUAAAUUAUCCAGGCUCAAGACGCCGAUGGGUAUACUGCUUUACACCGUGCUGCAUAUAAUAACAACAAACAAGUUGUUGAAUAUCUUCUGAGUUCUGGAGCCAAAGUGGACUCGCGAACAAACGAAGGAUGGACUCCUCUGCAUUCUGCAAGUAACUGGGCGAAUUUCGAGAUAGUAGGCAUCUUACUUUCACACGAAGCCAACGUGAACGCCCUCUCAAAAGGAAAUUUAACGGUGAACCACAAGUUAUCUUUUUGACAAUUUUUUCUGUUCCAGGCGUUACACCUGGCAGUGAGCAGUCGCGGUGAAGACCCAGAUGACGUUUAUUUCACAGUCCGGUAUCUUCUUCAGGCCCCAGGUAAACAAGUUGCUAUCGUUGCUGUUCCCGGUGGAAUUGGGUGAAACCGACCCUCCCUGCUCUGAAGCAAUCCAUAAUUUAUAUAUCUUUCAGGGAUUGACGCUGGAGUAGUUGCAGGCAACGGCGACACAGUUCUUAUGAUAGCUAGGCGCUCGUCAGAACGUCUGUUCAAUGCAAUCCGGGAUUUUUUAGAUCGACCUUAA